AUGUAUUUCACGAUCUUGUAUGGAAUAUUGUUGUCAGGAGUGGUUGCCGAAGCUGUGAGUGGCCCAACAGUGUUUCACACGAUUAAAGAUGGAGGUCUGAGAGGGUACCUACAAUAUUCCACAAAUGAAGAAGAAAAGCCGAUCUUAACAUUCCGUAACAUACCAUAUGCAGCGCCACCUAUAGGUGACCUAAGAUUUAAGCCCCCACAGAAGAACAAACCAUGGAGUGGGGUCAGAGAUGCAACAGAAAAGGCUCCGGAAUGUCCGCAGAACGCUGCAAUGUCAGAUAUAUUGAAAGAUGCUGGUUGGCCAGUAGAGGCCACCAGACCUAUGAAUGAAGACUGUCUCCGUCUAGAUGUAUUUACCCCUACCCUAAAUGAGAAGGCAAAGUUACCUGUCAUGGUCUGGAUACACGGAGGAGGACUUAUGAUGGGUUCUAACAGGAUGUAUGAUGGAACAGUGUUGGCUGCAACAGAUGUGGUGGUCGUAACUAUCAACUAUCGUCUAGGCAUUCUGGCUUGGUUGAGCACUGGAGAUGAAGAUGCCCCGGGUAAUGUUGGAUUCCUGGACCAAAUUCAAGCUCUCAAAUGGGUAAAAGAAAAUAUAGAGUCUUUUGGUGGGGAUCCUGAUAAAGUAACCAUAUUUGGACAAAGUGCAGGAGGUGCGUCUGUCGUUGCACUAUGCAUUUCUUCAUUGGGGGAAGGUUUGUUCUCUCGUGCAAUUGCUCAGAGUGGGUCCCUUUUAUAUAGUGACUUCUUGCAGCCAGCAGAAAGUGUUAGAAGUGCAAUUACAGAACUUGCAAAAGCAGUUGACUGUAAUGAAACUGGGAAUAACAAAGAAAUCAUAACGUGUCUGAGAUCUAAAACCUAUGAAGACCUAGCUAAUGCUCCACCUCCAGAGUCCAUAGGAUAUUGGCCCUUUUUGCCUAUCUAUAAUGAUACCUUUAUGCCAAAGCACCCCCAAGAUAUGGUGAGAGAGAGUGAUGUCCAGGCUCACAUUAAAAGCCUCGACAUAAUGACUGGUAUUACAGAAAAUGAAGGAUAUUUGGUUUCUGGAGUUACCACGGCUCCACACUUUUCGAAGAAUAAGACAAGGGAAACGAUGUUUCAAGAUCUGAAACAUUUCAUACAAAUGUUGAGCAUGCCAGACCCUUCAGAUGAAGAGGCUUAUGAGCGUCUGGUAAAAGCAUUAAAUGAAAAGUACCUGCCACAGGAGAAUCCUACAGAUGAUGAUCUGAUACUGGCAAUGUCAAGAUUGACUGGAGACCAAAUGCUGACAAUACCAACUCUGAGAUCUGCCAAUAAGUUUAAAGAAAUAGGAGCAAAUGUUUUUGUAUAUGAACUCAACCAUUCCCCUCUUCAACUGAAUCAGGGAAGACCAAAAUAUAUCAAGGCAGAUCACGGAGAUGACUUAUGCUACAUGUUUGGCUUUUCAAAAAAUCCAUUAAACACUGAGGCUACAAUUAUUUGGAAUGAUGAUGACCUUAUUCUAGAGAAGCAGAUGUUGAAGUACUGGACCAACUUUGCAAAAACGGGUAAUCCAAAUGGAGGAGAUCUGUUAGAAUGGCCAAAUUUCAGCACUGACAAUCAUGAAGCUAUAAGCCUGAGGACAAAUUCAGUCAUUCUGACUCAAUUCAGAGAUGACCUUGUGAAGUUCUGGAGUGAAAAGGUUCCAAAUGUUGUUAAGAAACAAGACAGUGAUCAAAAAGAAGAGCUUUAG
This is a messenger RNA of Owenia fusiformis, 1719 nucleotides long. The record is from the annotation of a GenBank genome assembly. Lineage: Eukaryota; Metazoa; Annelida; Polychaeta; Sabellida; Oweniidae.